AACUUUUUUUUAAAAUUGUAAGGACGAUAUGCUGCUUUAAAACAGAAAUUUCUUGGCCAACGAUUGCUGAGCAGCGAUUCGUGAUGGAAGGCUUCCAGACAAAAAGGGCAAAUUCCUUUCCCUUCGUUGUGGGAUGCGCUGAUGGCACACACUUCAAAAUAAAUAGACCAAGUAAUGAUGCAGUCAGCUAUUAUGACCGCAAGGGUACUUAUUCUAUAAAUAUGCAGGCUAUAUGCGAUAGCAAUCUGCGCUUUUUAGAUGUAUUUAUCGGCUAUCCUGGAAGUUGCCACGACGCCAAUGUAUGGAGAAACAGUCCAAUUUAUAAGGGAAUAACAUCUGGAGAAGUUGAACUUGCAAGUGGAGCCGUAAUAUUAGCAGAUUCUGCAUAUCCACUAUCGAAAUAUAUGAUAGUACCCUUUAGAGAUAAUGGACAUCUUUCCAGCGAUGAAAGAAAAUUCAAUUACAUUCUCAGUUCUACCAGAGUACUAAUAGAGCAGGCCUUUGGGGUUUUAAGGUCAAAAUUUAGAAUUUUAAACCACAUCGAUGUUACAAGUUUAAAGAGCACUUCGGAAGUUGUAUUGGCCUGCACUAUAUUGCACAAUUUUAUAAUUAAGCAUUGUGGGGAUUCAAGCUUGGCAGAUGCUUUUGAGAACACCGGUGUAGAAUCAAAUAUUAUUACUGAGAGUAAUCAUGAAAUAGAAGUUAUUGAAAUUAUUAAUGACUAUAAUGAAGGAGUUGCUAGAAGAAAUGAACUAAAGAUGCUAUUUCUUUCAUGAAGUUUAUUCAUGUCAAUAUUUAUUCUUUUUAAAUUCAUUUU
Rhagoletis pomonella (apple maggot) is the source of this 817-nucleotide messenger RNA. Its product is annotated as putative nuclease HARBI1. Bases 84 to 776 code for a protein of 230 amino acids. The record is from RefSeq and is a predicted model, not a curated record. Lineage: Eukaryota; Metazoa; Arthropoda; Insecta; Diptera; Tephritidae. The transcript is spliced from 2 exons.